AUGACUCCCUGGACACUCCGUCCAUCCGCCGACUCGGACACGCACUCCGGCCCCACCUACACUCGUCCGCUGAGCCUGAACGAGACCGGGUACUAUUGGGACAGCUGCUUCCAAGGAACGACGGACCUCGUUUGGCAUUACGUCGUCCAGUCCGGUCGAGAGCUUUACACCGAGGCCAAUGUCGCUCGAGCGUGGAUACUUCUCAAACAGAGGUACCCCCUCCUCGGUUCGCGAGUCCGCACGGACAAUGGCUCGCAAGACUUGCACUUCGAGGUCGCUCCUGCGCGGUUGGCUCAAGUGCGUCCGGGAGAGCUCAUCCGCAAGCCGAUCGCCAAUGCAGACGAGGCCUUGACGACGAUUCACGACAUUUUACACGGUGUACAGCGGACCUUCGCCGACAUCCCCGCCCGUCUGUUUAUCCUGGAUCGAAUAGACGAGGAGAGCGUUCACCACGUUAUUAUCAAUACGACUCACUUCAUCACCGACGGCGUGUCCCAUAUCAUGCUUUGCCGUGCUUUCUUCGACAUUCUAUCGAGACCAUCGCCCGAAACGAUACCCGACGUAGGCGAGCGUCUCGCCAUGGUGGUUCCUGUCGAGGAGCUGAAUCCUGCGAGACGUGCAAGUGUUGCGACACAAAGGUGGAGGCGAGCCAUCGGUUCUGUAAUUUUCCGGCUUAGAAGAGCCGCUUUACGGGGUGGACAUACUCUACCGGGUAACUUCAGCAGCGGGACCUAUUGUACUCCGGCCGUCAAGAGGGAUCUGCGACAUAGUCUAUCAGCCGAAACAACUUCCUCUAUCCUGCGGUCCUGCCGAGAGAAGGAUAUCACGCUCACGAUGGCCCUUCCCGUCGUCGCUCAGGUAGCGACCGCACGCAUUCUGCAGAAGGAGUAUCGCGCAGGGCGGAUGUCCGACGUGGAAUGGGAGCGCCGAAGGCGAGAGCCGAUGCACUUCUUUCUUCCUGCCAACCUGCGGCCAUAUCUUGAACAGGAGUGGCUAGACCAAGGAGGCUCGUCAGAAGUCUUCCUAUCCGUAAACCUCUUCUACUGCACUCUGCCCUUCAUGCCUACCUGCGCCGACGCCUCGUCCCCCGACAACCCUGGAUCCGAGCUCAUUUUAUCAGACAAACGUUUCCUUUUGCGAUGCCGCCUCAUCAAGAAGCAGAUGGCGAGUUACAUGCAACAUCCGCUUUUCCUGGAGAUAGUGGAGGCCAGCCUGCAGCAAUCUGUUUCGAAACGAAGACGAAUUGCAUGCCACUGGAAGACAGAUGCAUCUGAACAGACGCAUCCAGACGAGAUCCUACCCGCCGUAUUUGGAGAGGACACCACGUACACCGUCGGCGUAUCCAGCGGUGGAAACUACGACUUGAUACAGCCUUCCGAUUAUCCGCUCCCCUCUGACGGUGAAGAAGAAACCGCCUGUACGACCGAAACAAGUAGCGUUGCGCAUGACAGGCAGACCAAAUCACUGCUUCGAGUAAUGUCAUGGGAAACGCAUCUCCACGUCAGGCCGGCAUACUUCUACCUAGGCGCCAUUACAACCCAGGGUUGUAUUUCCUUUCUACUAAGCUGGGAUGGAAACGUUUUCGAUAACUCACUGGUGCAUGACUGGUUCAGGGAGGUCGAGCACGUCCUCGUAUGGUAUCUCGCACGCCAGUAG
Molecule: messenger RNA, 1656 nt
Organism: Rhodofomes roseus
Lineage: Eukaryota; Fungi; Basidiomycota; Agaricomycetes; Polyporales; Fomitopsidaceae
Exons: 3
Coding region: 1-1656 (551 amino acids)
Source: RefSeq, a predicted model, not a curated record